Rhizopus microsporus ATCC 52813 is the source of this 1573-nucleotide messenger RNA. RefSeq names its product Gcd10p-domain-containing protein. The coding region runs from base 29 to 1303 and encodes 424 amino acids. The record is from RefSeq and is a predicted model, not a curated record. Gene Ontology annotation, biological process: tRNA methylation. The transcript is spliced from 7 exons. Gene Ontology annotation, cellular component: nucleus; tRNA (m1A) methyltransferase complex. NCBI's taxonomy places the organism in Eukaryota, Fungi, Mucoromycota, Mucoromycetes, Mucorales, Rhizopodaceae.
AUUAAAGGCUUCUCUUAUAAGCAGGCCAAUGACAGAAAAAGCAACAGUUAGCGAUGCCUUUGUGCAAGCAGAUCAGCAAAUAUUGAUUCAAAUGCCAAGCGGCAAUGUUAAAGUUGUCCAAGUAAAGCCUAAUAGCACAGUGAGCCUUGGCAAGUUUGGAUCCUUUAAUGCAAACGAUCUUAUAGGAAAACCCUUUGGAUUGCCAUAUGAAAUAUAUGGAGAGAAAAAUGAAUUACGGCCAGCUAAGCACGCUGCCAAGAACAUAAAUGUUGAGGAAACGGAUGCAAAUAACCAAUUGAUUAUUGAUGACACAACCGUGCAGAAACUAACACAGGAAGAAGUAUUAAAAUUAAAGGAAGAAGGAUUAAAGGGUGCCUUGAAUUCAGAAGAAAUUAUCAACAAAAUGAUAGCCUCUCACGCUGAAUUUGACAAAAAGACAGAAUUUUCAAAGGCCAAAUAUAUUGAGCGUAAAAAGAAAAAGUUCAUGAAACUAUUUACUCCUAUUCGACCCACUCUGUUUUCAAUUACGGAAUACUUUUUCAGCAAAAAUCCAGAAAAGAUCAAACACCUACGUAUUGAUACAUUGUCACAGUUAUUAAGCAUAUCUAACGUUCACCCAAACAGCAAGAUGCUAGUUGUGGAUGAUACCCAAGGAUUGAUUGUGUCGGCUAUGUUAGAAAGAAUGGGUGGUUAUGGUCAAUUGGUAGCUGUACAUGAAGGAGACUUUCAUAAUUACGAUAUUCUACGAUACAUGAACUUUUCUAAAGAUAUACUCGAUACCUUAUAUACGGUUCCGGCUGCCUUUGUUGAUCCAGAAAUGCCUAAUGAUCCUUUUGAAGUAUUGACAGAUGAACAAUUUGAGGCAUUAGGCAAAGACGCCCAAAGAUCUUAUACUCGACGUAAGAACAACUAUGAUUAUAGAACAAAAUCAAGGCAGCUUUUAUUUGAUGGAAACUUUGAUGGUUUAGUCAUUUCAUCAAAUUGCUCUCCAGAAUCAAUUAUUAAGGAGCUGAUGAAGUAUGUCAAUGGAUCAAGACCAGUUGUUGUAUACAGUUUCAGCAAAGAGAUACUAUUACAAGCAACAUAUUGGAUGAGAAGAUCUCGUGAUUUUAUCAAUGCAGAUAUUACAGAAAGCUUCCUAAGACAAUACCAAGUAUUACCGGGGCGCAUGCAUCCUAACAUGAAUAUGAGCGCAGGAGGAGGAUAUAUUUUGUCCGCUCUUCGUGUCAUUGACUGUCCAUUUGAUAUUACAUUAGUAAAAAGGGAUGAUAGCAAUAACAGGCGCCAUAAGAAGAAAAAAUAAGCUUGGAGAGGGAUAUACUCUGUCAAUUAAAAGCGAUUUAAAUUGUUGAUUUCAGUUAGAAACUUAAAUAUGAAUGCAUUGUCUUCUUUAGUAAAUAAUAAACCCUUAAAACUUAGAAUCCAAGCAUUGAAGCGUUGUCUGAUCGUACAUGGGAAUCCAGAAAGGAAUUGCAUAAAGUGGAGUCUAAAUACACGUAAUACCAGGCUUUUUUUUUAAUACAGAAAGCAAUUGUAGAGUUGGACAACAUAAUACAUGCAUAGGAAUCCCUUU